Molecule: messenger RNA, 3539 nt
Organism: Asterias rubens (European starfish)
Lineage: Eukaryota; Metazoa; Echinodermata; Asteroidea; Forcipulatida; Asteriidae
Product: protein RCC2 homolog
Exons: 10
Coding region: 280-2091 (603 amino acids)
Source: RefSeq, a predicted model, not a curated record
CUAUGUUAUGAAUUAUGUUACAGAAGACACGUCUGGGUACAAGUCUGGAGUUCGAGCAUCAAUCGCACGUAAAGUUGCGAAUGUUCGUUUUUACGGUACCAGUCCAUUAAAAAGAAGGGAUCGUUUCAGCCAGUAGAGGGCGCCCGUCAGUUGGAGCCACGGAGAUUUUUAAUAUGCAAAUGAGUUUUGCUAGACUUUUUCCCGGCAAUUUUCUUUGUGUACGGGCUACGCAGACUGGCUUUAUUUCUCUAUAAUUUCAACAAUUCCCUGAAAGUGAAGAUGCCAAGAGCGAAGAAACGUUUUCCCGGGGAGAGUGGAGAUGCCGCUGGACAGAAAAAGAAAUCGAAAGGGGGUGCCAAUGCGGCGAGGUUGGCCACGGCUGGCGCGGACACUGGCAUGGAAAAGAUUAAACUGAAAGAGCCGCCCUUCGUCGGAGAGCUGUUAUUUAGCGGAGGCACCAACUGGGACCUUGUUGGUCGCUCAAGGCUCCCCAAGUCCAGUGCUGGUAAACAACAGAUCGGAGGACGUAACCUCUGGGGGCCACAUCGCCUGGCCGUCUUAGCUGGUAUCCGUGUUCGCAGCGUUAUCUCAGGUCCAACAGCGUGCCAUAGCAUCAUCAUUACGGAGGCGGGCAAGGCCAUGAGCUGGGGUCGUGGGGACAAAGGUCAGCUCGGCCAUGGGGCGGCAGUCCGAUGUGAAGCGCCGAAGAUCAUUGAGGCAUUAAAGGACUUCAACAUCGUAAACGCAGCGUGUGGACGAAGCCACUCCAUGUGUCUCACAGAUGAGGGCGCUGUGUAUGCAUUUGGUGACAACAAACUCGGUCAACUCGGCGUUGGCCAUCAGAACACACCGGUAACCACUCCAACUAAGUUAAUGUACUCAGGUCGCCCCAUCGUCCAGGUUGCUUGUGGGGGUGAAUUCACAAUGAUCCUAGAUUACAAGGGAACCCUACACUCCUUCGGAUGUCCAGAAUACAGCCAACUUGGUCACAACACCAACGGUCAGUUCUUAGUGUCUUCAAACAAAACCUCGUUCGAUUGUGUGCUGACGCCAAGGCGUAUCGGUGGCUACAUCGAGAAGGCCAGAGAUGGGUUGAAGUUCCUGGAUAACAUUGUAAUCAAGGACGUAGCAUGCGGAGCAAAUCAUACCGUUGCAUUGGAUAUGCAAGGCCGUGUCUUCACGUGGGGUUUCGGAGGGUACGGUCGCUUGGGUCACGCAGAGCCUAAAGACGAACCGGUUCCACGAUUCUUGAGAACCUUCGAUCCAGCUCACAACAAAGCGGCCAAGAAGAUCAAUGCAGGGACAUACUAUUCCAUGGCAACCACUGAACAUGCCGAUCAGCUUUUCUUCUGGGGCCAAACCAAGUCAUCCGGGGAGGCGACCAUGUACCCCAAGCCAGUUCCUGACCUCACUGGCUGGAAGGUCAGAGAAUUGGGUUGCAGCAAUCACUCCAUCGUCUUGGUCGCCGAUGAGAGUGUCAUCAGCUGGGGACCAUCACCAACGUUCGGAGAGCUGUGCUAUGGCGAGAACGGCCCUCGCUCCUCCUCCACCCAAGCCAAAGAAGUCAAACCGCUGGAGGGUCUACACAUCCACGCCCUCUGCUGCGGGCUCGGUCACACUCUGUUCAUCGCCAGGAGCGACACAGUCGCCGAACGGAGAAAGCUGAGGCAGCUUCCGAUGUUUAACCCGACCCGAGUCGCUGUAAACGAACCACCCAUUGAGGAAGAGAAGGAGGAGGAAGUCGUGGAGAAGGAACCGCAGAAUGACGACAAGAAGACUGAGAACGGGACGCAGAGCAACGAUACCGUGAAAGAAGACGCAAAAUCAGAUGGUGAGAAAGUCGAAGACUCCCGGAAGGAGGCAGCAGCUGAGAUGGAAACAACCGUCGACGAGAAGGCCGAGGAGAAAAACACAGAGGAGACCACAGCCCCGAAGGGCAACGGUGAGGGCGCUGUUCAAAAGGACAACGAGGGCGCCGUUGGGAAGAACAAUGGUAAUGGAGACGGAGGUAUGAAGGAAGAAGAUUCAGCGAUGGAGGUCAAGGAGACGACAGUAUUAAGUCCACCGUCUACCGUUGCAGAUCCUUCUUAAGUUAUCGCACAACUCGUUCUUGCAUAAACUGAUAUUUAGCUACUUCAGGAAGAAGACACUUUAUUUGGUCGUUCAAGGUUCUAUUGAGACUAUCUUGCCAACUGGUGGUAUUGUAUUUGUACACUGGAUUUUUUUCUGAGGAAAAUAUUUGGCGGGCCUCAUAUUUUCUCGGAGAUGUGAUCACGUAUUCCUGCUCCCUGGGGUUGAUGUUUCAAAGUGAUCAAUUAUUUAUCACACUUAAUAGUUAAUUUAUCAAAGGAACAAUCAAUAAGUUGAAUAUCAGUAACAAGAUCCAAUUAUGUCCAUUGUCAGUGGAUAUGAACGAACCACCUCCAAAACCAACAUUGGUGACAUUAACUCUCUAGGAACUUAGAAGUUUCAAUUCACGUACGGAUUGAAUUUGCAGAAUGAAUGGUCAGACAGUAGGAGGGUUGACUGCGUACAGUGUAGAUGCAUCCAACACAUGAUACCACAUUGCAGUCUUGCAUAUAGUUUAUGUAUCCUUCGAAAUCCUUCGCGGUGGACGAUACUGAAUGGGCAGGCAGAAGGAAGAAAUCAUCAGGGAUGAGAAAUUUCAGAUUUUUGUCUGAUUUUAGACUUGUAUAAGUCUGCCUCUUAAACAAAAAACUGCUGUGUGCUUUUCCAAAUGAAACAAGUUGGCUUCUUCUCAAAGUCGGCUCCAAUCCACUUCUCUAGUGCCGAGGAUACUGUUCUCAAAAGCACCUUGGAAUCUAUAACUCUAUCAAAAGGUGAACAUGCCAUCAUUUGGAUGGUACCUCGUAAGAUCUGGACACCAGUUUCAGACUUUUUUCGUUAGGAAUGACUCUCACCCCUGCUUGUUGGUGUCGCUAAUUGAAGACAAUUGAGAAUGACCAGCCUUGAAGCAGUCACCACAAACACCAUCAAGCUAUUGGUCGACCCUAAGCAUGAUUUACAAGCCCGUGUGCAGCGAGUGAAAAAGGGAACUAAGUGUGCUAUCGCUUGUUGUCACGACUAUGUACGACUUUUGGGUGUGCUUGAGGGCAGCAGACUCAUCAGGUAAGUCCAUUGCUCUGGAAGUAUUCAGAACUACGAAAUAUUAUGGAUUUUUAUCCGGUCAGUCUGUUGUCUAGAUUGGCGAUGUUCGUUGAACGUAGUCGCCGAUAGCACAACACCAAUGACUGGAGAAGAGAUACCUGUGUCAAACAAACGUAUUAAAACGAAUAUGUUUGUAUCCAGAUCAUAGACUUGUCCAGUCCCUUCAAGCCAGUCGAUGUUGCGCCCUCUAGAGGUGACUUAUAGACCCACUGCAUUGACGUCCAUCUUUACCUACAAACCAGAGGUGCUUUUCACGAAGAGUUAGGACUAGUCUGAUCUUGGGUUAGGACAGGUUCUUAUAGGACUAGCCUUAAGUGUUCAAUAUUACACUCCUAGGACUAGUCCUAAGUUAGGACUAGUCCUAAGUUAGG